CACGAGAUAGAAGCAGAUCUUCCCGGGUAGCGGCCGUCCUGUUGGGCAGCCUGACCGGUGUGAAAGUUGGGAUGAGGGAGGUAUUGUUCACGGUAAAAGUGGUUGGAGUUGCCUUACGGUGAAUAACCAGCCUCGUCUAUCAGCCCUUCCUCUGCCUUCUUCUCACACCCACAAUCGUUCUUCAUCUUUCCAAUAUCUUCCCCAAAUCAUCUUUUGCCCACAGCCAACCUCGCAACACACCACAUACAUCUUCCUUGCCCUUCACCUCAAGACUUCACCCUCGAGCAAACGACAACAUGCCUUCCCAGUGGGACCACAAAGCCGACAAGGACUUGCUCCUGGCGAUCAUCGAAAACGGCGACUUGAAGAGCAUCAGCUGGCCCGCCAUAGCCGCAAAGAUGCAAGCCAAAGCCUACACCUUCACCCAUGAAGCCUGCCGUCAGCACUUUCAAAAGAUCCGCAAGGAAUCGAGGAACUCGGCUGGCGGUGGCGACUCCUCUUCCCCAAACAAGCGUGCCAAUACCAACGGCGUCCACAAGUCAACUCCGCGCAAGGGUAGCAAAGCACAUGGCUCCUUUGAACAGUCUGCCAACGACGAUGAUGACGAAGAAGACUUAAAUACCCCGCCCUCGAAACGCAAGCGGACCAAGAAGGAGGAGGGCAAGGAGAAUGCCGAUGAACAGUCUGCGUAUCUCUUCAAGGUGGAGCACGGCGCUGUGAUUGAUUUGGAGAACAAUGACAUAUAUGAAGGUUAAGCUACAUGGCUCCUCCCUUGUUGCCGUCGCUGCUGCUUCUCGGUCUGAAGAUUGGCUGGUCGCUGGAGCUAGGCCUGGACUUUGUGCGCGUCUGCUUUGCCUAGGAACGAACAUAUGGGGUGACUUUGGCCUGAAAAAAUGGUUCCCUUUUCUUCUUCUUGCUUUCAUGAUAAUGGCCGGCGUGCCCUGGGUAUUUGCGUUCCUUUUCAGGGACGGCUGCUGCGUGCUACUGUCCCUCACUGAGGUGCGCCGCUCAGCGGGGUGGAAGACACCUCCUCUGUACCUCGUCUUCUCCAUAUGCGGUGCAAUUUCAAUAAUAAAAAAAGCUUACUUCU
Hyaloscypha bicolor E is the source of this 1090-nucleotide messenger RNA. RefSeq lists its product as uncharacterized. NCBI's taxonomy places the organism in Eukaryota, Fungi, Ascomycota, Leotiomycetes, Helotiales, Hyaloscyphaceae. The record is from RefSeq and is a predicted model, not a curated record. The transcript has 3 exons. The coding region runs from base 297 to 755 and encodes 152 amino acids.